This is a messenger RNA of Trematomus bernacchii (emerald rockcod), 2238 nucleotides long. Its product is annotated as fizzy-related protein homolog. Gene Ontology annotation, molecular function: ubiquitin ligase activator activity; anaphase-promoting complex binding; protein binding. The record is from RefSeq and is a predicted model, not a curated record. Gene Ontology annotation, cellular component: anaphase-promoting complex. Gene Ontology annotation, biological process: positive regulation of ubiquitin protein ligase activity; anaphase-promoting complex-dependent catabolic process; positive regulation of anaphase-promoting complex-dependent catabolic process. The coding region runs from base 199 to 1686 and encodes 495 amino acids. The transcript has 14 exons. NCBI's taxonomy places the organism in Eukaryota, Metazoa, Chordata, Actinopteri, Perciformes, Nototheniidae.
UGCAUUGUGUGAUUUCCACCUGAGCUAAAGUGAAUUACAUGUCACAUCUGAGAGUGAAUAACUUCACAUUUAUUCCUCUUUAUCUUCGGAAAUCUCCCGGAUUGUUGCUCUUGUUUGGCGGUGUUGGUUUCUGGGCACGGGCUCGCUGCUGUCUCUAGCCUCCCAGCCUGGUGCCUGGGCUUUUAGAUUUUGGUGAAGAUGGAUCCAGAGUAUGAACAUCGCCUCCUCCGACAAAUCAACAUUCAAAACGACAACCUGAGCCCCGUUAAACUGACCCAGAGUCUGCCCAGUCGGACUCCCAGCGGCUCCCCGUUGUCUUCACCCAGCAAACUGGGAGACAGAUUCAUUCCCACCAGAGCGGGGGCAAACUGGAACAUCAACUUCCACAGAAUCAAUGAAAAUGAGAAGUCACCGACUCAGAACAGAAAAACAAAGGAUGCGUCCUCAGACAACAUCAAAGCAGACGGGCUGGCCUACUCUGCUCUGCUGAAGAACGAGCUGCUGGGAGCGGGAAUAGAGAAGAUCCAGGACCCUCAGACCGAAGACAGGCGACUGCAGCCGUCAACCCCAGAGAAGAGAAGUCUCUUUAAUUAUUCACUAAACACCAAGAGGUCUUCACCGGACGACAGCACGAACAUCUCCCCCUACUCCCUCUCACCUGUCAGCAACAAAAGUCAGAAGCUGCUGCGUUCGCCGAGGAAGCCAACUCGAAAGAUCUCAAAGAUCCCGUUUAAAGUCCUGGACGCUCCGGAGCUGCAGGACGACUUCUACCUGAACCUGGUGGACUGGUCGUCUCUGAACGUGCUCAGCGUGGGGCUGGGGACCUGCGUGUACCUGUGGAGCGCCUGCACCAGCCAGGUAACACGGUUGUGUGAUCUGUCGGUGGAGGGAGACUCAGUCACGUCCGUUGGCUGGUCCGAAAGGGGGAACCUGGUGGCGGUGGGGACUCACAAAGGCUUCGUUCAGAUCUGGGAUGCCGGCGCUGGGAAGAAACUCUUCGCCCUGGAAGGACACACGGCGAGAGUCGGAGCGUUAGCCUGGAACGCAGACCAGUUGUCUUCGGGGAGCCGUGACCGUAUGAUCCUGCAGAGAGACAUGCGGACCCCCCCCCUGCAGUCAGAGCGGCGUCUACAGGGUCACAGACAGGAAGUGUGCGGCUUAAAGUGGAGCACCGACCAUCAGCUGCUCGCAUCGGGGGGCAACGACAACAAGCUGCUGGUGUGGAACCACUCGUCCCUGAGCCCGGUGCAGACCUACACGGACCACCUGGCUGCAGUGAAGGCUAUCGCCUGGUCGCCCCACCAGCACGGGCUGCUGGCCUCCGGGGGGGGCACCGCCGACCGCUGCAUCCGCUUCUGGAACACGCUGACCUCCCAGCCGCUGCAGUGCAUGGACACCAGCUCUCAGGUCUGCAACCUGGCCUGGUCCAAGCACGCCAACGAGCUGGUGAGCACUCACGGCUACUCUCAGAAUCAGAUCUUGGUGUGGAAAUAUCCGGCGCUCACUCAGGUCGCCAAACUCACAGGACACUCCUACAGAGUGCUCUACCUGGCCAUGUCCCCGGACGGUGAGGCGAUCGUGACGGGAGCGGGAGACGAGACGCUGCGCUUCUGGAACGUGUUCAGUAAAAGCAGGUCAACUAAGGAAUCUGUUUCAGUUUUAAAUCUCUUCACCCGGAUACGGUAACUUUAAGGAAAUAUAAAAACUCUUGGACUCUAGUUGGAGUGGAUCCUGUCGGUUCCUCCUCACGGUGCUGAGAACAGAGAACACUACAGGCUUCUUGUUCCACAGAAAACAUGGCGACAAGAACAACCGGGCACUUUUUUCAUGUGAACAGUUGUUAGGGAAACUCUUUUUUUCCUUUUUGUGCUCUCAUUCUGAAUGUAGUCAUUUUAUUAAAAGAAAUGUGUAUAAGUGAGUUGAAUUUCCAUUUGUGUAAAAAAAGGCCUUACUUGUGUUGAAACAUGGAGAGAGCAUUACUAGUUUUUAUUUAACUCAGGUCUUAUUUAUUUAACGCUGCAAUUUAGAAAAUGCCAUUACAUAUUAUGACUAAAACACGAUCACCUACCAAGGCCUUUGCAUUACGUGCACCAUGUUUACUGUGAUCCUCAGAGGACUCGCAGUGAUUGGCUGAAAUAAUGGACAGAAAGUCUAAUGCUGGGCAUCGAGACGUACUGUAAUCUGUAUACUGAUUCUUUCUUGUAAAGGAAGAAAUAAAACCAUGAUGCAAAUGAACAA